GGCGCAGCCCGGGACCUGUCCCCAGCAGAAGGGGUCCAGCCAGUGUCGACAACCUUCAUUUACCAUUAUCUAGCUGCUUUUUGCGACAGGCGCCGCGUGUGUGAUAAUUCUUCCACUAUGAGGGCCUCCCCGGCCGUCAGAUAUCCUUGGUCCAAAUUGCAUCUUCCGCUCCCCCGCACCCCUCGUCAGUCCGAGCAACUCCUCAAUGCCAUCACAUCCUCCUUCCGUCGCCAGCUCGACCGUGAAUAUCCGACCAACAACCCUUCUACAUCCGACCGUAAUGGAGCUGCUGCCGAGCAUCCACCAGAAAGUUCCCAUUCGUCUGCUCAUGCGACUGAUAGACUUCUCCACAACAUCUUGGACAACCCGCUUUUCCGGGUGGCCCCCUCGGCCUCACCCAUCUCUAGUAAUGCGUCAGGCAUGCGCGAUGCGAAACAAAGAAGAAUGUUGACGGAGCCCAUGGUGGUAUUCGACGAAUUGGCGGCGGCAGGACAUGUCACUAAAGGCGACCUUCUCCAAUGCUUGCAGUAUCAGUUAAUGCUUGCAAGAGGUACCGGCGAUGACUUUGUCAAGGCCAUGAAAGAUUCCAAAGCAGGGACCAAAGUUGUCAACUGGUGGCUUGCGUCGGGUUGGCGAGAUCGGUUGAAGAUAUUUGAUCAUCGACAGACGUCUGCCACCUUGGUGAAGUUCAUGGUUGCGGAGGGCAUGCAAGAUACUGUUUUGACCUGGUUAGAAAUGUUGGCCAAUGCCGAUCUUCGGGCCUUCAAUGGCCAUAUCAGCCGAAGCCUCGCCGAGCGUGUCGCUAGAAACCUUCUGACAGAUUUUCUUGCCGCUGAGAAUCAAUAUGGAGGUGGCUUGUCCUCCGCUAUGCGGUACUACGUGCAGGUAGGAGAUAUGUAUUUUUCCAUGGAGGAUCUGCAUAACAGACGUGACACGAAAAACCUUCUUCGACACGCCGGUAAAUAUCUGUUCCAGCAGGUCAGUCGGGAAGUACCGAAUGAUGAUAACGUGGUGUCUGCAUCUGUCUAUGAAGAAUACGCCAGGGUGAUUGCUACCGUGUGUACGGACUUUGUCACUGCCUCAGUGGCUCUCUACCACCCCACAGUACCCGACCCGAAGCCCUUUCUUCGGUAUGUGUAUAAUAAGGAUAUGCCCACGUUGCAGACAUGGCCGGUUGGCCUACGAGAGGUAUUUGUGCGCAGUGGCUCGGUCGCGCUCCGUCUUUUGAUGGACCAGGGGAAGCGGGGAGAUGCCACAUGGCUGGCAGGUAUCCUGCAGCACGUGUCAGACACGGAUAAAGCGAAGGUCGAACAUGAAGCAUCCGCAGAUGAAAAGGCUUUGCUUUCUCGACUACUUCGAGUAGACAUGGCGUGGACCUGAUUGAUGUAACCGUUCUUCU
This is a messenger RNA of Aspergillus eucalypticola CBS 122712, 1399 nucleotides long. RefSeq lists its product as uncharacterized. Bases 118 to 1380 code for a protein of 420 amino acids. The transcript has a single exon. The record is from RefSeq and is a predicted model, not a curated record. NCBI's taxonomy places the organism in Eukaryota, Fungi, Ascomycota, Eurotiomycetes, Eurotiales, Aspergillaceae.